CCCCGCUGUUAUCAGGGUGAAUUGUUUAGAAAUCGUAACGAAUGUCGCCUAGAUUUGUGGUUAACUAUUACCUUAUUCUCUACAGUGUGAUCCUUCUUUUAGUCCAUUCCAAUUUAUCCACUGGGGAAUAUGAAAAGAAUAAUUAUGAACAAAUUGAAACAGGUUCCACAACUUCUGUAGAAAAAGAAACAGUCAAAGCACCAUUGAGCUUUUUGCCAGUUUGUAAACCUCAACAAAUACAUACAUUUUCUCAGCGGCAAAUUCGAUGUGCAUGCGGAGUCCAAUGUCGAUAUUUAUGCCAGACAAAGGCAACUACAAGUACAGAAAAAAAGACAGGAGAAGAAGAACAAGGAAAAACUUGUAAGAGAGUAUGUCGACAAAAGCCAUGCUACCGACCACUGUCACACACAGUAUAUCAUUAUCGAUUAAUGGAUGGGUUAUGCCAGAUGUGGAAUGUUUGUGCAUAUCGUGCAAAAUGUGAAGGUAAAACACGUCGAUGGGUACAAUAUCAUCUUGUUUCAUGCCAAAGAUCAGUCGCUCAUAAAAUUUUCAGACCUAUUUGGAUGAAAAAUAUGUGACUUCUUUGAUAGAGUACACACAAUGAACAGUUUUAUCCUGUAAAAGAAUGAUACAAAUCACAUAAAGAUAAUAAUGAUAUCUUAAUGAAAAAUGUUGUUCGG
Molecule: messenger RNA, 680 nt
Organism: Trichobilharzia regenti
Lineage: Eukaryota; Metazoa; Platyhelminthes; Trematoda; Strigeidida; Schistosomatidae
Source: the annotation of a GenBank genome assembly